AUGGGGCUGCUUGAAGAAGACACUGCUUUCCUGUCCAACAUACCUGUGCCACUGGAUAUUACGGUGGCUGUGGUCUAUUUUAUCUUUGGAGUAUGUUCACUGUUUGGCAACAGCACGCUGCUGUAUGUAUCCUACAAGAAAAAGCACCUUCUGAAACCUGCUGAGUACUUCAUCAUCAACCUAGCAGUUAGUGACUUGGGCCUCACUCUGUCCCUUUACCCUAUGGCGAUAACUUCAAGCUUCUACCACAGGUGGCUGUAUGGGAAAACAGUGUGCUCCAUAUACGCUUUUUGUGGCAUGUUGUUUGGCCUCUGCAGUCUGACCACUCUAACUCUGCUAAGCAUGGUGUGCUUUGUGAAAGUGUGUUAUCCAUUCUAUGGAAACAGGUUUAAGUCUGUUCACGGCCGUUUGCUGAUUGCCUGUGCUUGGGUAUAUGCCCUGUUAUUUGCCUGCUCCCCACUGGCCCACUGGGGGGAAUAUGGACCAGAGCCUUAUGGAACCGCUUGUUGCAUUGACUGGCGCCUGUCCAAUCAGCACACCACAGCACGUUCCUACACUGUGGCACUGUUCAUCUUCUGCUACAUCCUUCCCUGCUGUGUUAUUGUAGCAUCCUACACAGGCAUUCUGGUAACAGUGCACGCAUCCCGCAAGACUAUGGAGCAACAUGCAUCAAGGCAGACACAUAUGAGCAGCAUCCAGACAAUUAUUGUUAAGCUAAGUGUUGCUGUCUGCAUCGGUUUCUUUGCGGCAUGGAGUCCAUAUGCUGUGGUGUCCAUGUGGGCUGCUUUUGGACACGUUGAGAACAUCCCUCCUCUGGCAUUUGCCAUGCCAGCCAUGUUCGCCAAAUCCUCCACCAUCUACAACCCAAUCAUCUACCUAAUACUGAGGCCAAACUUCCGCAGGAUGAUGCACAGGGACAUCGGGACUCUAUGCCAUGCCUGUCUGAAGAUCUGCCUCUGCUCCCAAUGCUGCACUAAGCCAGAGAUGAGGGUCAGACUUCGCACAAUCCAUAGACAGACCAACCAAUGCCCCUCAUCCAACUCCUCUGCUCAACCCCCUAUGGUACCAUUAAAGGAUUACAGUUGUGAGAAGUGCAAGGAUGCUUUUGAGUGCUUCAAACACUACCCUCACAUGUGUGGUGUCACUAACCCAGCUGUCAAUGGAGACUCAUCUAAAGAUCAAGAGACUCCAGUUCCCCAAAUACGUAAGGAGAAGACUCAAAGUGUGUGCCAUAAGAAGUCUCUGCUGGCUACCAUGUGUGCAAAAAGGACUUCAGAAAUAGACAACCUCCAUAUUAACUUAGAGAUGGUCCCAGGGCAUGCAAAAGUUGCUUGGCCCUGA
Molecule: messenger RNA, 1341 nt
Organism: Toxotes jaculatrix (banded archerfish)
Lineage: Eukaryota; Metazoa; Chordata; Actinopteri; Toxotidae
Gene: opn7a
Product: opsin 7, group member a
Exons: 5
Coding region: 1-1341 (446 amino acids)
Biological process (GO): visual perception; G protein-coupled receptor signaling pathway
Cellular component (GO): membrane
Molecular function (GO): G protein-coupled receptor activity
Source: RefSeq, a predicted model, not a curated record